AUGAUCAAAGACACAAGUUCUCUUCCUGGUUACACAAUCUUCCAUCAUGAAGAAGGCGACCAAGCCCCUGACUUGUCUAAGCAAGCAGUGAUGCAUCCUCUUGAUCCGCUGUCAAUCGACGAAUUACGAGUUGCUGCCAGGCUCAUCCGUGAGCACAGAAACGCUGGUUCGGUCAAAUUCAAUUGUCUGACUCUACGUGAACCUACCAAGAGCGAGUAUGCAGAGUUCCGUGCAGGGCGAGGGCCGCGACCCGAACGGCGUGCCUUUGCUAUCAUACUGGCAGAGCGUGGUUCAAGCAAGGUUGCCGAGGUCAUUGUCAAUCUGGCCAAAGGCGAGGUUGAGACCUGGAAAGCAGUAUCGGAGGUCGCACCGACCCUGACUCUUGAAGACCUCGACGUUACGGAACGAGUUGCCCGGCUGAACCCCAAAAUCAUUGAGGUUUGCCGUGAGAUUGGCAUUACCGAUAUGUCCAAAGUGUUCUUCGACGCCUGGGCCAUUGGAUUCGACCACCGUUGGGGGUUUGAACGGCGUCUGCAGCAAGGUCUGCCCUACUACCGAAAGUCAUCAAUGGACAACCAGUACGCACACCCCUUGGACUUUUCCGUGGUUGUGGACACCGAGACGGAAGAGGUCCUCGCUAUUGACGUCCGACAUGUCAACGGAGAACGGACCAAGGUCCCGCUGGACGAACACAACUACCUACCAGACUUCAUUCAAGAGUCAUACGAUGGCACUAGGCUCAAGCCUAUCGACAUCACCCAGCCGCAAGGCGUUUCGUUUCGCAUGCAGGGGAACGAGCUUUUCUGGGCGGGCUACAAGAUGCAUAUCGGUUUCAAUUACCGGGAAGGCAUCGUGAUCUCAGACGUGCGCAUCCACGACCAACAACAACAACAAGAUCGAACACUGUUCAACCGCAUUAGCGUUGUCGAAAUGGUUGUCCCGUACGGCAACCCUGAUCCACCACACCAGCGGAAGCACGCCUUUGACGUUGGUGAAUACGGCAGCGGCCUUAUGACGAACUCGCUCAAGCUUGGCUGCGAUUGCAAGGGCGAGAUCCAUUAUCUCGACGCAGUCAUGACGACAUCCAAAGGCGAACCAGCAAUGAUCAAAAACGCGAUUUGCAUCCACGAGGAGGAUAACGGACUUCUCUACAAGCAUACGGACUUUCGUGAUGGCAGUGUUAUUUCAGCCCGUGAUCGGAAGCUCGUCAUUUCCCAGAUCAUCACGGCGGCCAAUUACGAGUAUGCUUUCUACCAUACCUUUACUCUCGACGGCACAUAUAAACUCGAGAUCAAGCUCACGGGCAUGUUGAACACGUAUUGCAUGCACCCAUCCGAGUCGGCAGCUCCGUACGGCACCGAGGUUGCGUCCCGAUUGAAUGCCCAUAAUCACCAGCAUAUCUUCUCGUUGAGAAUUGAUCCCGAGAUUGAUGGGCGAAACAAUUCAGUGCUACAAAGCGACGCGGUACCAUCGGACGCGCCCGUGGGAUCACAAGAAAACCCCUUUGGCAAUGGUUUCUACUGCAAAAAGACACCUUUGCGUACUUCUGAGGAGGGUGCUGCAGUGUAUUGCCACGAGACGAGUCGGGCGUGGGAUAUCAUCAAUCCGAAUAGCAUCAACCCUUCAGCCAAAAAGCCGGUUGGGUACAAAAUCAUCAAUCCCAAUUGCCCGCCUCUUCUGGCCAAACCAGGGAGCAUGGUGUACAAACGGGCGGCGUUUGCUCGCAAGAGUCUUUGGGUAGUGCCGUACAAAGACUACGAGCUUUUCCCGGCUGGGGACUACGUCUGUCAGUCGACGGGAGAGGAGCAUCCGCAUAACCAGACAAUCGUGGAUUGGGUGGCUCGGAACGAGUCUAUCGAAAACACAGAUAUUGUGUGCUACAUUCAAUUUGGUCUCACGCACUUUCCCCGGACGGAGGACUUCCCAAUUAUGCCAGCAGAGCCGGUGAGCGUGAUGCUGCGGGCGUCCAACUUUUUUGAGAAGAACCCAGGACUUUGGGUACCGCCGUCGUCGGUGUGUGUCGAUCGGACGUCCAAGGAUGCAUUCUGCGCCAAUGAGGGGAAGCGUGGUUGCGCUCGGUUGUGA
Molecule: messenger RNA, 2085 nt
Organism: Colletotrichum paranaense
Lineage: Eukaryota; Fungi; Ascomycota; Sordariomycetes; Glomerellales; Glomerellaceae
Product: primary-amine oxidase
Exons: 2
Coding region: 1-2085 (694 amino acids)
Biological process (GO): amine metabolic process
Molecular function (GO): quinone binding; primary methylamine oxidase activity; copper ion binding
Source: RefSeq, a predicted model, not a curated record